Molecule: messenger RNA, 1084 nt
Organism: Schistosoma mattheei
Lineage: Eukaryota; Metazoa; Platyhelminthes; Trematoda; Strigeidida; Schistosomatidae
Source: the annotation of a GenBank genome assembly
UAUCUGUUGAAGGAACUACAUGGGGCAACAUUAUACAACAUUCGUUACUUUUACUCUUAAAUAUCCUUGGUUCUAAUUUUAAUGUUUGGCAUACACACUAUAAUAUCAUCCAUUUUAUUUUUCUGGAUGGUUUUGAGACGAUAGCGUGCUUAACUUUCUUAAGAUACACCUUAGUUUACAUACUUUUCUUUUUCAGCAACUUUACCCAGUUACCAGACUUAGCCAUCUGUUAAGGAUAUUUAACCAUUCUUAUGUGUGAAUGGAUCAAAGAGGACCCAAUAGAACGGUUGGAUCUCUGAAGUCUACUUCUUCUCUUGUUGAACUAUCCAGCAGCACAGGACAUCGUAUUACUCAUCCACCAUUUACGAAAGGUGCAUCGACCGAAACAUAUACAACCACCAGAUUGGGAGAUGGUUUGUCUCUACGUACUUCUUACCACCAACUACUACCAACAUCUCCAGAGUAUUCAGCAAGCAUAUCAUCAAACCCUUCUCGCUCCUCAUUUCUGUCACGUCAAGUAUCCUUUGAUCAAGGAGGAGAAGGUCGUCUUUCUUCAACGCAGGUCAAACAACGCUUAAAAGCUUACUUGCUUAAUCGUCGUCGUGGUCGUGUUUUAAGUAACAGACAUUGUAGAACAGAUAGCAAAUUACCUGGUUCGUCGCAAAAUCCCUUUACAGAAUCAGACUUCGAUGAAAAUUUAGAACAUUCAGGAAGUGAUUCAGGUCAACAUGGAAUCUCUCAUAUAGUUGAUCAUUGGCAUAGUGCAGAUUCACCUUCUUUCAGUGAGUGGGAUUUAGGUGAUGAAAAUUUAAUUGUACAUCAGCACCAUUCACUAGAUUUGGAUUUGCAGAGAAAAUUAGCAGAUUUCAAUGCUUCCAUAAAACCUACGUGUCUUUCAUCGAAUUUAGAACAUAUUUCUCAUUCAUCAUCACUUUCCACAUCUAGUAAUGUACCGUCUUUCAAUUCUGUAAAUAUUAAAGAGUUAAGCAAAGAACGUGGGGAUAUUGGUAUUGUUCGUGGUAGCACUGGUGCUAGUGAGCGAGAAUCGGACUCUAGAGAACUAACAAAAUCCAAUCAAUUUUAG